CAAGGACAGUGAAGUUCUUCAGUUGCAGAGAGUAACCCAGAGAGUAACCAAGAUAUGGUGGCCCCCAAAACUGGUGUCCCAGCUAGUGGACUUAAGACCGCAAAAGAGGCACCGCCACAAGGUGUGGAGGGCGUGAUGCAGGUGUCCAUAGACCCUGAACUGAACGAAGGUCCAUCUUGUGAAGAGACUCCAAGCAUUCCUAAUGCCCGUGGAGAGGCCUCAAAUCGUGGUACAAUGGCACCCAAAACUGAUGGCUUGGCUUCUGAAGUUCACCUCUUUAUUUCCUUAGUGGAAUAUCCAUUUGGGGUUUGGUGCAAUCAAAGCGACAUACUGCCUACCAGCAACUGCAACUCUUUGCCUCAUGUUCUGUGUUUUGGGGAAAAUCUUCUCCUUGGAGCAAAGAUACAUGAUUUACAUAUUUUGUAUGCUAUUUUUGGUCAUAAAUUGCGCAUAUAUUCUCAUAUAUGGCAAAAUGACAUAUAUGUGAAUAAGGUUUUGGAGCUCAGUAAAUCUGUUUGUCAAGUAAGAACAGGGAACGAAUUUGGAAGUGGAUUUCUCCUGUUUGACAAGUAUGUCCUUACAAACUUUCAUGUUGUUAAACCUCAUUAUAAUUUUAAGACUGGUCAGCUUACUAAUAAAAUCACCGUUACUUUUUCAUAUGAAGAACAAGAGUCUAAUUGUGAUCUUAUAGAUGUAGAAGAAGUUGUUUGUUAUGAUUAUAGUAAAAAUCCUGGUAAUAAGCGUGACUGGGCUUUGUUAAAGGUCAGUGUCAGUAUGCCAUUGCCCAAUGGUCUUUUACCACACAUUAAGUCAGUUUCUGACACUGAAUGUUCUAACAUCUUCAUUAUUGGACAUCCUAAUCGCGAAGUAAAACAAGUAGAUUUUUGUUCAGUUGUUUUUCCUGAGAACCGCAGACAGGUUGUGGAGGAGAAUUGGAGGAAAAAUCCAGGUCGCAAUGAUGAUUACGUUAAUCGUGUGGUAAGAAUAAUUCCACAACUCAAUGGCACACUGACAUACAAGUCUAAUUUUUACCAUAGCUCUUCUGGUUCUCCUGUGUUUAACGAGGACGGUAAGCUUGUUGCAAUGCAUUCAGGAGGAUAUCCUUACCGUGAUGCUAAGGGUCAGCGUCAGAGUCUUAUGGAUUUUGGUUAUCCUUUGCCUAAUAUCAUCAACAAAAUUAGAUUGCAGAUGAUGCAGAACUAA
Oreochromis niloticus (Nile tilapia) is the source of this 1203-nucleotide messenger RNA. Its product is annotated as protein FAM111A-like. The record is from RefSeq and is a predicted model, not a curated record. Bases 55 to 1203 code for a protein of 382 amino acids. Gene Ontology annotation, cellular component: chromatin; nucleus. NCBI's taxonomy places the organism in Eukaryota, Metazoa, Chordata, Actinopteri, Cichliformes, Cichlidae. The transcript is spliced from 5 exons. Gene Ontology annotation, biological process: DNA replication.